UCGCGGAGAGCCGAGCGCGGUGCAGCAGGCGCGCCGCACGGCCGGGCAUGGAGGAGCGCCCCGAGUCCCAGCCCACCGCCGGCUGUAGCGCUAUGGGCCCGGGAGGCGAACGCGGCGGCGGCGCCCCCUCUUGGGCCCCGGAGGACGCCUGGAUGGGCACGCACCCCAAGUAUUUAGAAAUGAUGGAAUUAGAUAUAGGAGAUGCCUCCCAAGUUUAUAUAGCAUUCUUGGUUUACCUGGACCUCAUGGAGAGUAAAAGUUGGCAUGAAGUGAACUGUGUGGGAUUACCAGACCUCCAGCUCAUCUGCCUUCUCGGUACUGAGAUAGAAGGAGAAGGGGUACAGACUGUGGUGCCUACACCCAUCAAUGCAUCCCUCAGCCAUAACAGGAUAAGGGAGAUCUUGAAGGCAUCUCGAAAAUUGCAAGGUGAUCCAGAUUUGCCAAUGUCUUUUACUCUGGCCAUAGUGGAGUCUGAUUCCACCAUAGUUUAUUACAAACUUACUGAUGGAUUUAUGCUGCCAGAUCCUCAGAAUAUUUCCCUUAGAAGAUGACACCUCUACCUCCAUAGUGCUUGCUUUAUUCGUACAAGAUUGGAUUGAGACCCAUCAGCCUGGUUCACCUUUAAUCUCAGAGUUAGUCAGGGUUGACUUAGCUGGUCCCAUCUCAGUCAGAAGUUUUUUUUUUUUUUUUGAAGAAUAAAACUUUCCCAGAUAGAAGAAUUUAUUUUGUUUAAUAAUAUAGAGUAGAUGCUGUAAACCUUUCUUGCCUGGAGACAGGUUAAUUAUAGUUGUAUACACGUUCAUGCCCAAGUUAUUUUCAGAAGGAUAGAGCACAUGGGUUUCUUCUGUUAUUGCUGCCUCUGCUAGCUCACUGUCGAGACUGGCAUCUCUUUUCUCCGCUCAACUCUUUCGGUGCCUUUUGGCCACUACACUAGCUUGGAAUGACAUUUAUAUACACCUUGACACCUAGAGAAUUUACUUGAGUCUGCUUUUUCACCCCCAUUAGGAAGUAAACAUUUUCUUUCAGUUGGUUUUAAUGUUGCAAUUAUUGUUACUUCCCUCUGUGGUUGACUUUGAAUCAAAACUAAUUAUAUGCUCAUCCAGUGUGUAAAAUUACAUGUCCAGAUUAAUAGGGACCAGAGAAGUGCUACCUACAAGAGUAUUGGGCCUUUUUUUCAUUCUUAUAACCUUACUAUAUCAUAACUAAGAGAGGGAGUGGGGGCAGUGUCAACCUUGAAAAUAUCUUGCUCAAGUAGACCCAGUUAUUCCACUCUUGUUAAUACCUCCCAAUUAAAUUGCCUAAAGUUGAAAAAAUUAUAGGCACCAAGAUGUUUCAAGUGACAUUUUUGGGUAUAUGAUAGCCUAAAUUAUAAACCACUUAAAAGUUUAAGUCAAGGGUCAGCAAACUUUUUCUGGAAAGGACCAGAAAGUUUUUUCAGGCCAUAUAGGCUUUCUCACAACUUCUUAACUCUUCUCAACUCUGCUCUUUGUAGAACAGAAAUAACCACAGACAGUACGUAAAUGCAUGGAUAUGGGUAUUCCAGUAAAAUUUUAUUU
Phacochoerus africanus (Common warthog) is the source of this 1556-nucleotide messenger RNA. It is a transcript of the gene TSEN15, whose product is annotated as tRNA splicing endonuclease subunit 15. Gene Ontology annotation, molecular function: nucleic acid binding. NCBI's taxonomy places the organism in Eukaryota, Metazoa, Chordata, Mammalia, Artiodactyla, Suidae. The record is from RefSeq and is a predicted model, not a curated record. The transcript has 5 exons. The coding region runs from base 48 to 551 and encodes 167 amino acids. Gene Ontology annotation, biological process: tRNA splicing, via endonucleolytic cleavage and ligation.